AUGCCUUCCGCAGAGACGAAACCGAGAACCUUGUAUGACAAGGUCUUCGCUGACCACAUUGUCAACGAGCAAGACGAUGGCACUUGCCUGCUUUACAUCGACCGCCAUCUCGUCCACGAGGUGACCUCCCCUCAGGCUUUCGAGGGUCUCACAAAUGCCAGCCGCAAGGUCCGCCGGCCGGACUGCACUCUGGUGACCGUUGACCAUAACAUCCCCACCUCCUCCCGCAAGAACUUCAAGAACGCCUCCGACUUCAUCAAGGAAAAUGACUCGCGUCUCCAAUGUACCACCCUCGAGGAAAAUGUCAAGACCUUCGGCCUCACCUACUUCGGUAUGGGUGACAAGCGGCAGGGCAUUGUCCACAUUAUUGGUCCCGAGCAGGGCUUCACUCUGCCCGGAACCACUGUUGUUUGUGGUGACAGCCAUACCUCCACCCACGGUGCCUUCGGUGCGCUCGCUUUCGGUAUCGGUACCAGUGAAGUCGAGCACGUCCUUGCUACUCAGACCCUCCUUACCCGCCGCAGCAAGAACAUGAAGAUCCAGGUCGAUGGCGAGCUUCCUCCCGGUGUCACCAGCAAAGACGUCGUUCUCCACAUUAUUGGUGUCAUUGGAACUGCUGGCGGUACCGGCGCUGUCAUUGAGUUCUGUGGAUCCGUGAUUCGUGGCCUCAGCAUGGAAGCCCGUAUGUCCAUGUGCAACAUGUCCAUUGAGGGUGGUGCUCGUGCUGGCAUGAUUGCCCCCGAUGAAAUCACUUUUGAGUACCUCAAGGGCCGUCCCCUGGCUCCUGAGUACGGCAGCGCCGAGUGGAAGAAGGCCGUUAACUACUGGUCUACUCUGAAGACCGACCCUGGCGCGAAGUUCGACACUGAGAUCUACCUUGAUGGCAAGGAUAUCAUUCCUACCAUCUCAUGGGGCACUUCCCCCCAGGAUGUCGUUCCUAUCAACGGAGUUGUCCCCGGCCCCGACGACUUUGAGGACGAGAGCCGUAAGCUCGCUUGCAAGCGUGCUCUUGAGUACAUGGGUCUCACCCCUGGUACCCCCAUGAAGGAGAUUCCUGUCGACAAGGUCUUCAUCGGAUCUUGCACGAACGCCCGCAUUGAGGAUCUGCGCGCCGCUGCCAAGGUGGUCAACGGCAAGAAGAUUGCUUCUAACAUUCUACGCGCGAUGAUUGUCCCCGGGUCUGGUCUGGUCAAGGAGCAGGCUGAGGCCGAGGGUCUCGACAAGAUCUUCACCGAUGCUGGCUUUGAGUGGCGUGAGGCUGGUUGCUCUAUGUGUCUGGGUAUGAACCCCGAUAUUCUCUCCCCCAAGGAGCGUUGUGCCUCCACCUCCAACCGCAACUUCGAGGGUCGCCAGGGUGCUCAGGGCCGCACUCAUCUGAUGUCACCUGCUAUGGCAGCGACUGCUGCCAUUGUUGGCAAACUUGCCGACGUUCGCGAGCAUGUUGUCGCUAGCCCAGUCAUUGCCAAGACCGAGGAUGAGCUUGACCGUGUCCUCGACCUCCCCGCUGAUAACGAGCCCCACACCAACACCUCCGUUGGUGGUGGCAGCAGCAGCAGCACUGGCCUGCCGAAGUUCACCACCCUGAAGGGUAUCGCUGCUCCUCUGGACCGUUCGAACGUCGAUACCGACGCCAUCAUCCCCAAGCAGUUCCUGAAGACUAUCAAGCGUACUGGUCUCGGUACCGCAGCCUUCUACGAGCUUCGCUAUGACCCCGCUACAGGCAAGGAGAACCCGGACUUCAUCCUGAACCAGGGCAUUUACCGCCAAUCCAAGAUCCUGGUCUGCAUCAUCGCCCCCUCUUUCGCUGAUAUCUUCUUCAACAACACCUUCAAGAACGGCAUGCUUCCCGUCCCUAUCAGCGACGAAGCUGCUCUGGCCAAGAUCGCCGCUGAGGCCCACGCCGGCCGCGAAAUUGAAGUCGACCUUGUCAAUCAGGAAAUCAAGGACUCCGAGGGCAACAAGCUCGCCUCCUUCGAGGUCGACAGCUUCCGCAAGCACUGCCUCGUCAACGGCCUCGAUGACAUUGGUCUUACUCUCCAGAUGGAGAGCAAGAUUCGCAACUUCGAGACCAAGCGCAGCCUCGAGACCCCCUGGUUGGACGGCAGUGGCUACCUCAAGCGUGGCAACCGCGGCGCUACCCGCAUCGAGGCCGCUCCCGUUCCUAAGACCAACCGUGGUGAUGUGAAGAACGAGCCCCUCGAGUGGUAA
Messenger RNA from Penicillium maclennaniae, 2208 nucleotides. RefSeq names its product 3-isopropylmalate dehydratase LEU1 (gene luA). The transcript is spliced from 5 exons. Gene Ontology annotation, biological process: L-leucine biosynthetic process. NCBI's taxonomy places the organism in Eukaryota, Fungi, Ascomycota, Eurotiomycetes, Eurotiales, Aspergillaceae. Gene Ontology annotation, molecular function: 4 iron, 4 sulfur cluster binding; 3-isopropylmalate dehydratase activity. The record is from RefSeq and is a predicted model, not a curated record. Bases 1 to 2208 code for a protein of 735 amino acids.